Molecule: messenger RNA, 811 nt
Organism: Vanessa atalanta (red admiral)
Lineage: Eukaryota; Metazoa; Arthropoda; Insecta; Lepidoptera; Nymphalidae
Gene: RpL13
Product: 60S ribosomal protein L13
Exons: 5
Coding region: 122-784 (220 amino acids)
Biological process (GO): translation
Cellular component (GO): ribosome; cytosolic large ribosomal subunit
Molecular function (GO): RNA binding; structural constituent of ribosome
Source: RefSeq, a predicted model, not a curated record
UAAUGGCUAUACGUAUGUAGUCUGUGGCAGUUUUAGUUUUGACAUUGACGCAAGUCUGGUGUUUAGAAUUUCUUUUUGACUUGUACGUUUAGCCCUGUGGUGAAGUGGGGUUAUUGCAAUCAUGGGGAAGGGAAAUAAUAUGAUUCCUAAUGGCCAUUUCCAUAAGGAUUGGCAAAGAUUCGUAAAAACUUGGUUUAAUCAACCGGCAAGAAAGCACCGCAGAAAGCAAAACAGAAUUAAGAAAGCAAAAGCAAUUGCUCCUAGACCAGCAGCCGGACCUCUCAGGCCAGUUGUACGUUGUCCCACGGUUCGUUAUCACACUAAGGUCCGUGCCGGGCGCGGUUUUACUCUUCGGGAAAUCAGGGCGUCUGGUUUGAAUCCCGCAUUCGCAAGGACAAUUGGUAUUUCCAUUGACCCACGUAGACGUAAUAAGUCUGUGGAAUCCUUACAAAUCAAUGUCCAGAGACUGAAAGAAUACCGUGCACGUCUCAUUCUCUUCCCCAAGGGCAAGAAGGUGCUGAAGGGUGAAGCUAAUGAGGAGGAACGUAAAUUGGCCACACAACUCCGUGGUCCACUAAUGCCCAUACAGCAAUCUGCACCCAAGUCUGUUGCUCGGGUUAUUACUGCAGAAGAAAAGGACUUCAAGGCUUACCAAUACCUCAGAGGGGCUCGGUCAAUUGCUAAACUUGUCGGAAUCAGAGCCAAGAGGCUGAAGGAUGCUGCAGAAAACCCUGAUGAUGUUACUAAAGCUCCAGCUGCUAAAGAAGCAAAAGCUAAGAAGUGAAAUACUUAAUAAACAACUAUAAGUUUA